Messenger RNA from Thamnophis elegans (Western terrestrial garter snake), 3570 nucleotides. Its product is annotated as mucin-6-like. Lineage: Eukaryota; Metazoa; Chordata; Lepidosauria; Squamata; Natricidae. The record is from RefSeq and is a predicted model, not a curated record. The coding region runs from base 104 to 1135 and encodes 343 amino acids. The transcript is spliced from 4 exons.
UUUCAACAGUGUCACUAGAAAACAUAUGGACAAGUAUUCACACCCCCAAUGUAGGUAAAACCUGUGAUACUAAGCCCAGGCAAACAUCUUUAGGGGUAUCCUUAUGACUACAGAUUCCAAUCCCACAAUGCACUGCUACUACCUCUAUUUCCUCUCUCUUGCAGCUUCAACACAUGAAAUGUCAACAAGCCAUAGGACCCCAACAUUUUCAUCCAUCUCGCCCUCUUCUACUUUGAGGACCACGGAAUCAACUCAGACUGCAACCACUCCAAUGCCAAAAACCACAACAGAAACCUCUCCUGUUACUCCACCCACCUCAAGCUCCACAAAACCAACACCAAGUAGUACACCCAUCUCGACAACCAUAUCCUCCACGAGCCCGAUCACACUGACCUCCUCUACGACCCGCACAUCUCUCCCACCCACUUCCAAAGUUAUUUCAACAAUAAUUCCCAUUUCCCCCAGUAGCCACGCCAUCCCGCCUACAACUAUCACUCCCACCACCUCAAUGCCCAGCAGCCCUACUGGGUCCACCCAACCUACAAGCACCCGAACCACUAGUAUGCAGCCUCCCACAACCUCAAUGGCGACAGCAAUAAAGAGUACCAGUGGUAAGUUGAAAUGUUUGGUUUGGCAACUCUGUCAACUCUACUGCUCUGAUGUGGCCCUUCGGACCUCACAAAUGCUCUGCCUCCAGCCUAGCCACGUCAUCCCGCCUACAACUAUCACUCCCACCACCUCAAUGCCCAGCAGCCCUACUGGGUCCACCCAACCUACAAGCACCCGAACCACUAGUAUGCAGCCUCCCACAACCUCAAUGGCGACAGCAAUAAAGAGUACCAGUGGCAUAUGUAGUACUAUUGAAUAUGAAGAACAAGUGUUUUAUAAGGGUUGUGUUUCAAAUGUUACUUUAACCCGCUGUGAAGGCGCGUGUCCAUCAUCAACAAGUUUUCUUAUUCACAGGCAGAAGAAUGCAAGGAUAGAAAAACUAUGCAAGUGUUGCACGCCAACAACUUCCUACAAGAAGGAAAUAGAGAUGCCAUGCCCCAAUCCAGAUAACCCGAAUGAACCACUUUCUAUAUAUAUCCUUAUAUUUGGUGAAUGUGUAUGCAAUGUAGAGGAAUGUGUGCACUAGCCAAAUUCACUAGAAGCAAUAUUUAAAAUAAACCAUCAGUUGCUAUUUACAUUGUACCUAAAGUCUCAAGUUGAGUCCCUUUGUUUACAUUAAUUUGUCCAAACACUGAAAAGGCAGCUACUCUUUUAAGAGCAGGGCUGAUAACAAAUUAUGUUAAUUUACUCCUUAUUUGGGAGAUAGGAAAAUGAAAUGAAUUUUUGCCUUAUUUAUAAGGCUUUCAUCAAAUUAAUGUCUACCUGUGUAGAAUAAUUGACUGUUUUAAUAAAGAUAUUAGCUGGUUUUUUAGUUCCAAUGGUGAAUAACUAAAAGAUAUUAUACCUUCCUAAUCCUAUAAUCUAAUGGAAAAUUCAUUCUUCAAAUGCCCAUUUUUGUGUUGUCAAAAUGGAACCUUUCGUGAUGCAGAGCAUCAUAUCGACAGAGAAGACUUACAGAAGUAAUUGAACCUUUGUAAUUGAAGAAACACCUUCCUUCUCUUCUUUCAAGGUUAAUCAAGAUCUGUAUUAUGUUAUAUCAAGAUAAUUUGUAAAAUAAAAAAAAAUGCAUCUUUGCCACUGGAUGAGGCUGGAAUUAAUGACAGGUAAAAGCAGAGAAUAAAGACAGCGUAUUUUUCUUACUUCUCCCUACCUGGUAAGCUACCGAAGAGGGCCAUUUGGGUAGAUUAAAUAUAUGGUAAAACUUGAGAUAGAAAUUUUGGUCUGUAUUCCUCUAAAACACGGGAUCAAACUCACCACAUCGCUUGACAUUUCGUGAUGUUUUUCCCAUUUGUGGAGCAUGACGCAUCCAGGCUGCAGACCGCCAGUUUGACACCCUUGCUCUAAAAAAUGAAUUCCAAGUCAGGAUCAAUUUCCAAGAAGAAUUAACAGGUAGUCCUUAGUUAGCAAUCAUUUGCAAUUAAGACAGUGAUGAAAGCAAAGAUAGUAUCAAUUGUAAUAGCAACUUGAGUGCAAUCCCAAAAUGUCUCAAGAAGCACCAUUGGCAUUGAAAAAAUCACCAUCAGUCAAUUGCAAAAGGCAGCUUUACUUACAACAGUUUACAUCUUGCGAUGAUACUUUUAACACCAUCAAAUACCACCUGCGUUUGCCAAAUUCUUGGGAAGGACUCAAUAGUUAGAUAAAAAUGUCAAAUCCAGUCUAAACAUCUGUGUGAUCAAUCAUAACAAUAAUGAUAUACACCACACUGAUCUAUUACAACAUCCUAAGUUCUUGGGGAAAACUCAGUGGCUAUAAAGACCAACUCCAGCUAAACAACAGGCAGCUGUGAUUUCGCAGUGGUGUGAAGAGAGAUUUCUUUAAAAAAAAUAGACACAUUGAAAGUUCUUAAAACUGAGAAUGAGGAAACAUAAUUUUAGUCUUCUAGCCAUUUAUUUUUUUUCUGCUAAAGGUAACAUGAUUAGAGUUACGUAUUUUCAGAUUCAUACACUUAUAAUGAAAGUUGACCAUAUAAGCUGGAAAUUCACUUUUCAUAUACUGAAAUGGUUAUACAUAGAUACCGGAGUGUAGACCUAAGUUUACAGCAUUUCAUCUUCCAGUUGAGGAAUCUUUCACAAGUCAAUAACAAAUACUGCACUUGGAUUACUAAUACUGUUUUAGCCACAAAAAGUAUUAUUUCUGGUUGAUAAAGAGGAUAUAUAACUUUGGUAAUCAAGUAACUUAUCCCAAUAGAGAAAUUGUAUAUACCUGUACUUCAAUUCUCUGUUCCCCAUUAGGGAAACAAAAACCACAUGAAUAGCUGAUUUGGAAUUUUCAUCUUUUUAUGGAUAAAUCACAUUUGCUCACAACUGCACAGGGAAGACCACCAGUGCUUUGCAUGGUAUUAUUAAAUAAAUGCAAUCACAGUGCCUUCAAAACUGCCCUUUUAAAAGUUAAAUGGCAGAUCUUCUCAAUAUGUUAUAUGACAAGCUUCUAAUUAUCCCUUGUUUUAAUGGCUUCCAGUUCCAUGUGAAAAAUGAGGACACAUUAACCUGUUCAUUGUGAUCAUUACUCUUUGAAUUUCUCCAGUAAGAGAAGAAUAUUGGAAGUUAUCCUAGUUUUAUUACAUAGUCAAAUUAAUGCCAUUUCAUUUAUUAAAAUGUGCUAAUUCAGUGGAACCCAACCAAUCUACCUUAAGAAGUUUGCAAAAAACUAGUAAUUCAGUACUCAAAUUAGAGGAAUCUGGAUAAUAGUUUUGUCUGGUUUAGACAUGCAAUUUUAUCUUUAAAAAAGAAGCUGAUUAAACUCCCAAGGACAUUUAUUGCAAUAUAGAUACCAUUGCUUAUUUUUUCUUGCUUUAUUGAGUGACUGUGCAUUUUAGAAUCAUUUCAGGGAAGUGUGAUUGAAACUUAUUUCUACUUGUUGAAAAGGAUGCCAGGUUGAAUUUCUAUAAUAUAUUACAAAUGCAUAUCUCACGCAAAGUAGACCAUAUCAUUGCUAGACUUUUUGAAAAUAGUGCACCCAACU